UUAAACGAACCAAGAUUUUUGCCUUUUAAAUAAAGAAUAGUAAAAAGACCCGGUUACAAAUAAACUAAUGCUCAAAAUUUGAGCACAGUUUUACUGAGUUAAGAUCACAAUUUCACCGACUUUGCUAUUUCCAGUUUUUAGAAUUCACUGUAGCUAAUAUAGAAUGAAAAACCUGUUAUCCCCCCACAUCCCCUAUUUCCCCAUCCUAAUUUUGCGAAUAUGAAACCCACUUUAACAUGGAAGUGAGGGAGGGAGGGGUGGGUGAGAUGAACUGACCAUUUCUUAUAUCGAUUGCAGCCAUUUCACCAAGAGCAUUGCCAACUACAACAAAUCUAACAAAAUGAAACAUAAAGUUUAGAAAUUCAUUAUGUCCUCUUCUACAACCCAAGAAAUCCUUUGUCAGCAAAGUCAGCAAACACAAAAAUAUUUACAUAGUGGGAAUAAAAAGUCAGAUCUUUUUGAAAACAUUGAAAACAUCAUCUUAAAACGGGUUUUGAAGUAUUGUAGCUUCACCAGCUCGGCCAUAACAAAAGCUAAAGACAUGAAGAAAAAGUCUGGCAAAGGGAAAGAAAAGAAAUUGAAAAGAAAAGAGGAACAAGCAAAGAUUUCUGCUGCACAAUUGAUUGUGGAUGCUGCCAACAAUGUUGAUGAUCUCAUGAAACCACUCAGUCCAUUUACUAAAUAUGAUAGAAAUGGUCUGAAAGUUUCAAUAAAAUGUAUCAAGAUAUGUGACAUGAACAAGGAUGAUUUUGACUGGGCUUUUCAACUUACCAAAACCAACAUGCAAGUGUUGUAUGAAAAGUCAUCUUGGGGUUGGAAUGACAAGAAGAAACAUGAAGAAAUGAGUGAAGAUAAUGCAUGGUACUUGAUUGCUGCUGAUGAAAAUGGAAAAUCUGUUGGUCUUUCACAUUUUCGAUUUGAUCUUGAUAAUGAUGUGGAAGUCCUCUACUGCUAUGAAAUUCAGCUGGACAAGAGUGUGAGGAAUAGAGGACUUGGCAAGUUUCUUAUGCAAAUUUUACAAUUACUGGCGCACAGAUAUAAAAUGAAAAAGGUUAUGGUUACUGUUUUCAAAGAUAAUGAAAAAGCAAUGGAUUUUUUUACGAAACUUUUAAAGUUUGAAAACGACGAGACGUCGCCUCGAUAUUAUGAUCCACUAAACCCCGAAGAUUAUUGCUAUGAAAUAUUGAGCCGACCUGUCUCAAAAUCUUCGUCAUAAUAAGACCAUCGAUGUUGUAUAUUUCAAGACGUUGUUACUCUUCGAUAAAUUGACAUUGUCCUGGAUCCUACUCAUUUCAUAUUUGGCAAAAUCAAAGUUUCUGUGAAACACAGAAGAAGUGGACGUAGCUAUGUAGCGAGAAUUGUGUGUCUUGGUUCUAAAAUUUCUUCCUCGAUGCACGUUUUCUAAGAACUUGCGUCAUUUUCAUAAAAGUAAAAAAAAAUAAAGUCGAAACCCCAGGUGUUAGGUUGAACAUUGA
This is a messenger RNA of Xenia sp. Carnegie-2017, 1475 nucleotides long. Its product is annotated as N-alpha-acetyltransferase 40-like. Bases 368 to 1216 code for a protein of 282 amino acids. The record is from RefSeq and is a predicted model, not a curated record. The transcript has 13 exons. Lineage: Eukaryota; Metazoa; Cnidaria; Anthozoa; Malacalcyonacea; Xeniidae. Gene Ontology annotation, molecular function: histone H2A acetyltransferase activity; histone H4 acetyltransferase activity; protein N-terminal-serine acetyltransferase activity. Gene Ontology annotation, cellular component: nucleus.